CACCUCUGGCUCUUCCUUCUGCAGAGAGGAGCUUGCCAUGCGUCUGGAUUUAACAGAAGCAAGAGUUCAGGUCUGGUUUCAGAACAGAAGGGCAAAAUGGAGGAAACGUGAAAAAACAGAAAUUUUAGGGAAUGUUCCCAGUGUCUCCUUGGCACAUCCCUUGGGUCUCUUCUUGGAUGUUCCUUUAAGCCAUUCUCCUCUUCUGGACCACACAUGGAGAUCACUCCCGCUGUCAACUCUUGCUGUACCCUCUGUAUCACCAGCUUUCAGCCCGGCAUCCUUAGGGCCUUUUGGACUCAGCAGUCUCACCUGGACCUCUCUCUUCAGGAAUCCGAUUUUAAAUCCACAUUUUGGAAGGUUCCUCAAUGCUCUAAAUCCUCUCAUGACAACAGCGUCAGUAGUAAUGAAAGCUCCCGGACCCCCAUCAGACCCUGCUCUCACUGCCUUCACUGAUCCGGCAGCAGUUGAAAGGAAAACGUCCAGCAUUGCAGCACUAAGACUCAAAGCGAAAGAACAUUCAGCACAAAUCCCUCAAUUAAACCUUAUAUCCAGUCUUACAAACACUAACAAAGAACUUUGUUAGAAACUUUCCCCACGGACUGCAGGCGCGCAGGAGAAAGCAAAUGCCUUCUCCCAUAAGUCCAUGCAGCGGUAUAGGAACACAUUAAAAACCCCACUCAUCCGUAGUUCCUCCGUCUUCAAAAUGGACCGAUGGAAAUUAACCCUGCCUAAAGAAAACGGGCUCUGUUUUUAUAUGCUAAAGUCACACGAUGUCAUAGCAAACGGGCCACGGACAUCGCGUCUAUUCGGUGAAUUUCUGAUAUGACAAAAAGGUAUCAAUCGGGAAUCGACUCUUUUACAUAAGCAAGUAUAAUAUAAAGGAGUUUGCAGCGAAAGCUCAUGGGACACCAGGCAUAAGUAACAAAGGUUCAAACCGUUGUAGUAAGAACAUUAGUAGCUUUCAAAGCGUUGUGAGCAAUGAUGUCUGGGGAGGAACUCGGCUGCAGAAACUUAGCCCUGAGAUCAGUACAUGGUAUGUCCUUAACUUGAAGAUCACGCUUCAUGUUGAAGUACAAAUGCCAGUGAAAUUUCACAAAG
This is a messenger RNA of Alligator sinensis (Chinese alligator), 1098 nucleotides long. RefSeq names its product homeobox protein ARX-like. Gene Ontology annotation, molecular function: RNA polymerase II transcription regulatory region sequence-specific DNA binding; DNA-binding transcription factor activity, RNA polymerase II-specific. Lineage: Eukaryota; Metazoa; Chordata; Crocodylia; Alligatoridae. Gene Ontology annotation, biological process: regulation of transcription by RNA polymerase II. The coding region runs from base 38 to 583 and encodes 181 amino acids. The transcript has 3 exons. The record is from RefSeq and is a predicted model, not a curated record.